Phragmites australis (common reed) is the source of this 1125-nucleotide messenger RNA. RefSeq lists its product as uncharacterized. Lineage: Eukaryota; Viridiplantae; Streptophyta; Magnoliopsida; Poales; Poaceae. The coding region runs from base 201 to 737 and encodes 178 amino acids. The record is from RefSeq and is a predicted model, not a curated record. The transcript has 2 exons.
GGGCACGGCGGUCAACGAAUUUAUACCGUUCGAUCCAUCCAUGCAGCACCAUCUCAGUCGCAUACCCCACAGCCACCCACCGGCGCGCCCACCGCCCACCGCCGCUUCAUAAAUCGUUCAACACCACUCGCCGCCGCCACCAACCUCUCUCUCUCUCUCUCUCUCUCUCUCUCUCUGCAACAAGCAGGGACCGAGGACCGAUGGGCAACUGCCAGGCGGCGGAGGCGGCGACGGUGGUGGUGCAGCACCCGGGCGGCCGCGUCGAGCGGCUCUACUGGGCAACCAGCGCCGCCGAGGUCAUGCGCGCUAACCCGGGACACUACGUCGCGCUCGUCACGCACCGUGCCGCCGCCGAGGAGAAGCACCCACAGAUGCAAGCCGAGGAGAAGGGGCGCGGCACGGCGCGGGUGACGCGGGUGAAGCUGCUCAAGCCCCGGGACACGCUGCUGCUCGGCCAGGCCUACCGCCUCAUCACCGUCGCCGAGGUCACCAAGGCGCUGCAGGCCAAGAAGGAGGAGAAGACCAAGAGGGCGCAGCAGCAGCAGCAGCCGGUGCUUCAGCCAAAGCAGGCCGGUGGGAGGACCGGUUCCGAUGACGACUCACAGGCGCAGCAGGAUGACAGUCUUGAUCAGGACAGGGACGGCCACCGGAACAACUCUAGCUCAGCAGCGCAUUCUGGCGCGAGGCACCGCCAUUGGCGCCCUUCUCUGCACAGCAUCGCCGAAGUCAGUAGCUAAUGUGAACGAUCUGCGUUCUAGAGUUUAUGUUCAUCAGAAUUCAGCCUGCAGAGGAAGAGUAGCUGUGCCGAUGCGAUAAUCGGUCGAUUUCUGUGUUCGACACCGUCAACACAAAAACAUGAACACUUAUUCUCUGAAGGGGCUUGUAGUUAGGAUCGAGCCCAUGUAAGAAGUCACAGAUCUUACUCAUGUCAUUUUAGCGAGUUUAAGAUCAAUUGGGACACUCUGAAAUGUUAAGAAGAGAUAGAGAGAAGCGUGCUGUACUGUUAUUUUCAGACAUGAUGCAAAGUACAUCUCUUUGCAGAUAGCUUUUGAGGAUCUAGUUUCAUAUUGUAUUGCGUGCUUGGUGCCGGAUUGGCAAUCAUAAUAUCAGUGCAAUGAUGCGGCA